Monoraphidium neglectum is the source of this 1293-nucleotide messenger RNA. Its product is annotated as enolase. Gene Ontology annotation, molecular function: phosphopyruvate hydratase activity; magnesium ion binding. Gene Ontology annotation, cellular component: phosphopyruvate hydratase complex. Gene Ontology annotation, biological process: glycolytic process. The record is from RefSeq and is a predicted model, not a curated record. NCBI's taxonomy places the organism in Eukaryota, Viridiplantae, Chlorophyta, Chlorophyceae, Sphaeropleales, Selenastraceae. The transcript is spliced from 17 exons. Bases 1 to 1293 code for a protein of 430 amino acids.
AUGGCCACGAUCAAGGACAUCAAGGCUCGCCAGAUCUUUGAUUCGCGCGGCAAGCCGACCGUGGAGGUCGACCUGAUCACAUCUGCGGGCACCUUCCGCGCCGCCGUGCCCAGCGGCAAGUCAACUGGCGUUCAUGAGGCCUGCGAGCUGCGUGAUGGCGACAAGUCCCUCUACAAGGGCGCGAGCGUCUUCAAGGCCGUGGCAAACGUCAACGAUGUCAUCAAGCCCGCACUGCUGGGCAUGGACGCGGCCGACCAGGCUGCCAUUGAUGAGAAGAUGAUCGCCCUGGACGCCACUGAGAACAAGAGCGCGCUCGGCGCCAACGCAAUCCUCGCGGUCUCAAUGGCGGCAUGCAGGGCCGGUGCUGCGUCCAAGGGCGUCCCGCUGUACCGCCACAUCGCCGACCUGGCAGGCAACCAGCGGCCGAUGCUGCCCGUGCCGUCCUUCAACGUCAUCAACGGCGGCGUGCACGCGGGCAACGUUCUGGCGCCCCAGGAGUUCAUGAUCCUCCCGGUUGGGGCCGGCUCUUUUGCGGAGGCCAUGCGCAUGGGCACAGACACUUACCACACCCUCAAGGAGCUGAUUGUGGAGAAGUACGGCCUGGACGCCGCCAACGUGGGCGACGAGGGCGGCUUCGCCCCGCCCUGCGACAGCUUCGAAGCCGCCCUGGACCUGCUGACGGCCGCCAUAGGCAAGGCCGGCUACGAGGGCAAGGUCAAGAUUGGAAUGGAUCCGGCCAGCUCAGAGUUCUACAGGGAGAAGGAUUCUGUCUACGACCUGAGGUUCAAGUGCAAGCCAAAUGACGGCUCGGGGGAGCGCACCAGCGAUGCCAUGAUUGAGCUGUACAAGUCACUGGUGGACAAGUACCCGAUCAUCUUCAUUGAGGACCCCCUGGCCGAGGACGACUGGGAGGGCUUUGGCAAGAUCACCUCCCAAAUUGGGAAGGCGUACGAGAUCAUCGGGGAUGACCUGCUGUGCACCAACCCUAAGCGCAUCCAGCGCGCCAUUGAGGCCAAGUCCUGCAAUGCCCUGCUGCUUAAGGUCAACCAGAUCGGCUCUAUCACAGAGUCCAUCAAGGCCGUCAAGAUGGCCAAGGCCGCCGGGUCUGGUGAGACUGAAGACACGUUCAUCGCCGACAUCAGCGUGGGCCUCUCCACGGGUCACAUCAAGUCGGGCGCCCCCUGCAGGUCGGAGCGCAUGGCCAAAUACAACCAAUUGCUCAGAAUUGAGGAGGACUUGGGACAGGAGGCCACCUACGCCGCUGGAAACUGGCGCUACAUCGCAAUGGAGUGA